Corticium candelabrum is the source of this 1204-nucleotide messenger RNA. Its product is annotated as filamin-C-like. NCBI's taxonomy places the organism in Eukaryota, Metazoa, Porifera, Homoscleromorpha, Homosclerophorida, Plakinidae. The record is from RefSeq and is a predicted model, not a curated record. The coding region runs from base 62 to 955 and encodes 297 amino acids. Gene Ontology annotation, biological process: actin cytoskeleton organization. Gene Ontology annotation, molecular function: actin filament binding. The transcript has 3 exons.
UUCUAUCCCGUAUUAUCGACAUUGCACACCAAUCGUCACGGCAAACACCGAUCGCAGGAAGAUGAUUGAUCUUGGUGAUAUUGACGCUUGUGGUUCUGGUCUUUCUUCUGGGACUGUCAGCAGUAACAACCAGUUCAAAGUUGUCAAUGCUACUGAGAUAGCUGUUGAUAUCACAGGACCAAGUCGUGCAGAUAUCUUUAUUGAUGCUCUUCCCCCUUCAAGUGAUGAGACAGGCUUUCAUAUUGAAUACAAAGUGACUGCACCGGGUGAGUAUCUCAUAUCUAUCAAUGACAAGGGUGUGCCAAUACCCGGAAGUCCAUUCAAGACUAUUAUACAUGACAGCAGUGCAGGAGGGAAGAAGCGCAGUGGAGAUCAUACAAGAGUGAAAGUUGUUGGGCCUGGCAUGGUGACUGGUAUUGUUGGCAAGCCAUCUCGAUUCUACGUUGAUUGUCAACAUGCAGGAGGUGGAGGCAAACUCAACAUGCGAUUGGUUGGUCCUGCAAAAGCCCAGCUACGUGAAGUAGAACCUGGGUAUGGAUUUGAGUAUAUCUCAGCUGCUCCAGGAAAGCAUCUCCUGUACAUCACAUUCAAUGAUCAACCUAUUCCAAACAGUCCAUUUGCUGUAAACAUCAAAGAAGAUGCUGAUCGUCGUGAACCGUAUGGAUAUCCUUCAAAGGUGGCUUUAGAUGGAGACGCUCUGUAUGGUGGAUCAAUUAGCAAACCUGUAUGGUUUGACGUGCUGAUGUCCGAAGCUGGGGCUGGAGAAUUAAAAGUGAAUGUGACUGGGCCAGAUCGAGGGGCUAUUCGUGAUGGCACAGUAAGCAUAACCAAUGACCCUCGCAAUUGUUCUGCUCGUGUCACAUUUGAACCUCUGAGGAGUGGCAGCUACAAAGUGGAAGUGAAGUUUGCAAAUGAGAAUGUUCCUAGGAGUCCUUUUGUAGUAUUUGUCAAUUAAUGUUACACUGCUGACUCAAAGAGGUACUGAACAGCUAUGGAAGAUUAAGUAAGGUUUUAAUCCAUGUGGCUGCUAUCCGGUUCUACAUUUAAAUAACUGCACGCACUGCAGAACUUUUUACGAAUUUGGACAUAAUGUGAUGUGAUGAGAUUGGUUGUUGAAGUUUUCUGCAGAUUUCGUGCUUUUCUGGAUUAAAUGUUCUGUAUUUGCAAUAGUACUAACGUUAACUGAAAUGCAGGUUUAUCUUUA